Messenger RNA from Vombatus ursinus (common wombat), 4397 nucleotides. RefSeq names its product rho-related GTP-binding protein RhoU. NCBI's taxonomy places the organism in Eukaryota, Metazoa, Chordata, Mammalia, Diprotodontia, Vombatidae. The coding region runs from base 598 to 1404 and encodes 268 amino acids. Gene Ontology annotation, molecular function: GTPase activity; GTP binding. The transcript has 3 exons. Gene Ontology annotation, biological process: small GTPase-mediated signal transduction. The record is from RefSeq and is a predicted model, not a curated record.
CACAGAGACAAGGAGCGCUUUCGCUUCAGUAGGCUCUGUGCGAGGCUCUCCUGGGUCAGUCUCUUACCCCUAGCCGCGUUGUGACUUGGUGGCUGCCCAUUAAGGAACAGCGCCAGUCACAUUUCUCUCCCAAAUCCUCCUUUGUCUCGCCACUUUUUCUUCGGAAUUCCAGUUUUUCUGGGUGGCUCGUUGAGAAGAGGGUGUUCCACCGUUUCGCUUUCUGGCUGGAAGACUACAGAGUGGUGAGGAGAGAGCCGGCGGGCCAGUCUCCUCUUGUCACCGGAGAGCGGGGAAACAAUUUGGGCCGGAGCGGGAAGAGGGGGGCCGCGGAUCUUUCCCGGCUCCCCCGGUGGACGCCUGCAAAGCUGCCUGGACGCAAAGAGGAGACGGGAGCCGCCGCCCGGACCGUACCGGCUUCGUACUCCCCAGAGGACUGGGAGCGAGGAAGAGAUCUCUAUCCAAGGGGAGCUCUGUCCACGGGGCAGUGAAGUGCCCUUUGCGCUCGGGGGAGCCAGGCUUCCCUCUCCCAGUUCCCCGAGCGCCCCGCGCCGGCUCUCCUUUAUCCCCUUUGCUUCCUCCCCCGCGGGAGAAAGGCCAAUGCCGCCUCAGCAGGGGGAAGCGGAGUACAUCAGCAAGCCAGUGCCGGGCUGCUGCAGCUGCGAGGUGCCGCCCGUGCCCCCGCGCCGGGUGCGCAGCAGCCGGGGCGCAGCAGCCGUCGCCCUCGGAGCAGCCCUGGGCAACCGCUGCCGGGCUGGGGGUGCGGAGCGGCGGAGCAUCAAGUGCGUGCUGGUCGGGGACGGCGCGGUGGGGAAGACGAGUUUGGUGGUGAGUUACACCACGAAUGGGUACCCCACGGAGUACAUCCCUACAGCCUUCGACAACUUCUCGGCUGUUGUGUCUGUGGAUGGCAGGCCCGUGAGACUCCAGCUCUGUGACACAGCGGGCCAGGAUGAGUUCGACAAACUCAGGCCUCUGUGCUAUACCAACACGGACAUCUUUUUGCUUUGCUUCAGCGUUGUAAGCCCUUCAUCCUUUCAGAAUGUGAGUGAAAAAUGGGUCCCAGAGAUUCGCUGUCAUUGCCCCAAAGCCCCCAUCAUAUUAGUUGGCACACAGUCAGACCUCCGAGAAGAUGUCAAAGUCCUCAUUGAACUGGACAAAUGCAAGGAGAAGCCAGUGGCGGAGGAGGCCGCUAAGCUGUGUGCAGAGGAGAUCAAAGCUGCUUCUUAUAUUGAGUGCUCUGCCUUGACUCAGAAAAACCUCAAAGAGGUCUUUGAUGCAGCCAUUGUGGCUGGCAUUCAGCACUCGGACACGCAACAGCAACCAAAGAAAUCCAAGAAUAGGACUCCAGACAAAAUGAAAAAUAUUUCCAAAUCUUGGUGGAAGAAAUAUUGCUGUUUGGUAUAAUGCUGCUGGCCAGAGACCCAGAAAAGGCUAUUUUUAGAGGAAGUACAAAUUAGAAGCUAUAUUAGCUUAAAUGACUUUUCCUUUCACUGUAUAGAAAAUAUGUAUAUGUAUGUAUAUAAUGUGUGUGUAUAUAUAUGUGUAUAUAAAUACACAUAUAUAAAUACAUUUCACUGUGGGGAGAGCCCAAUUUAUGUUCUUUAUUCUUUUCUUUCCCUUCAAUUUCUUGUGCAAGUGAAUGGGACAGACAUACUUUUAUGCAAAUGAUUUUUAAGUAGAUUAAGAAUUUUCCAGCAGUCGAAUCAUUUAAAGCUAUAUUACACCUCAUGAGAAGACACUCCACACCUAGGUAAAGAUUGUGGAGUUUUUGUUGUAUUUUAAUAUAUAGAAGGACAAAGGAGCAUGGUAAAUUAUGGGAGGAAGAAGAAAACUUGACUUAAGGCUAAACAGUGGACUGUGAACAAAGGGUCAUCUCUGGGCAUUUGUAUCUCUCUGAAACAUGGUGCCUGCUAAAGAACAACGUUUUUAGCCUUAGAACUCCAUGCAAAUUGCACUUUCAUUAAAAAAAAAUCUGAGGAAACUUGCAAAGGUUUGUGUGUGUACAACCUUAAAACAAUUGGUCAAUUCAGUUAUGUCAGUCAAGGAUAAGUGCCUGGCUAAUUCAGUGGGGAAAAAAAAUCUAUCCAAGUGGUUAUUUGGCAUUGUGUAGCCCCCUCCCAAAGCCAUGAUUAAAAAAAAAUCUAUCUUUCUAUCUAUAGAUAGAUAUAUUUUUUAACAUAUAUAUAUUUAAAUCAGUUGUGGGCAUUGGGCUGACGUGGGUCAAAUGACAUGCUGGUGUUGAGUGAGUCUGUUGGAAUGUCUCCACCAUUUGGUUUUAGGGAAUAACCAUAUUAAUGGGAGCAAAAUGUGGCCAUUGAACUUCCUGACUCCUGGCCCAAAGGUCUCCUCUUUUAGGUUCUGUAAUAUGUGCCCCAAACUGCUUCCUUCCCACUUUGUUUUAACUCCCAGGCUUUUCUGUGUGUCUUGAGAGCUUGCAUGGCUAAUUUGUACCAUCUGUAAGGCAUGAGAAUGCUCUUUUGAAAGGAGGUAGCAAAUGUUUGUGUGACACAAUGUAUCUUUUUUUAAAGUCUGCCAAUAUGUGCUCCUCAAUGUUUCCCCUUUACAUAAUGGCUGUUCAUGCUGCUGAUUCAACUUUUAAAAAAAUGAAUGAGAAUGGAGGAUAUGCCACAAUUACUGGAUUUUCAAGGAAAGGCCUGGCUUUUUCCUCAUUAGAAAGCUUUUUAUAAAGAGAGAUCGUUUUUUGAUUCCAGCCCAGGUGUGCCGUUAGAGGGCUUUUAAUUUAAUCGUCUGCUGAGACUGCUUUAAAAAAUACCAGCUACCCUAAAAACCCGUGAAAGCAUUCAGUUAAAUGCAACAGAUGACUUUUUCCCAAAGAACUGGCAGCAGAAUAGUGCCAUGUGUCUUAAAGAUCAUGAGAAUGCUGCUGCCUAGUAAUGGGAAGCUAGUGUUUUAAUUGGCUGCAGCUGAGCUCUGUGGAUCAGGAGACCUGUGUUCACAGCUCCUUAGCUUCCCUACUUGCCUCGGGACUUUGAGAAUGUCACUUAUUUGUGAGUCAUGCAGAUUUUCAAGUAGGUGAUAUUUAUAAGGCAUUGUUUCUCUUGCAAAAUGCCACAUCAGCUUUUAACACACUGUCUGACAGAGAGGUGGGGUACAGCAGGGUUUUUUUUUUCUCUUUUUUUCUUUUUAGUCUCUGAUCUCAAGCUUACCCGGGUUAAAUCAGCUUUUCCAUAUUCACGGCUGUAUCUAACCUGAAAGGGAAUCUUUGUGUAGCUGUGGGGUAGAAGAGUCCUAACUCCUUUUGCCUUUAUGUAUUUAAUAGGUUCCAACCCAUUUUCUCUAGAGGAAGUCCAAUACCAGUCUAUAAUUUUUUCUUGCUCCUGCUAGUAGCUAUCAAAAAACCUCUUUCAAAUAUAUAUGGAACAAAAGAUUAACCUUAAAUACCCAUAGGCUCUUAUUAUUAUUUAUCGUUUGUUAUGAAAUGGUUGCCAUAGUUUUUGGAAAUGUUUAGUUACAACCUGAAUUGAUUAAAAAAAGUUGCUUAACUUCUUGUGAUUCUUAAAACAAACUCUGUUGAAUGAAUGAAUUCUAGACAAUUCCCAAGCCUAAUUUAAAGGAUUCUAUGUAAAACAUUUAGUCUUUAAAAAAAAAAGGGGGGGGGGAAUCAGGCCCACACACCUUCCAGUUCUGAAAGCUUCACUUAAAAUGCUUUUAUUUUUUAUCGGGUGCUUGAUUCUACACCAUUGAAGUUAGAAAUUGAGCCAAGAACAGAGCCCAGUACUAGCAGUACUUGGGCUAACCCUGAUGCUUAAAGUUUGGUAGGCUGUUUUUAUGAGUGCAGGAAUUUUGAUAUUUUACAAUGUUUUAUGGAGUAGGAAAGAUGGGGUUGGGCCAGAGGUUUCCCUUCAUAUUUAUUUCUCUGUUAAAUUAGGCAGGGUGGGGAAACUUCGAAAACUUUGUGUGUGUGUGUGUGUGUGUGUGUGUGUGUGUGUGUGGAUAGGAAGUCAACUCAUUUCAAAGCCCAGAAAACUUGUUAAAUGUAAAUUUGUAGCUUGGUAUCGCAAAGAUGAUUUCUUAUCAGCACCCUAUUUUAUAGUGUGCUAGUCUGAUGUAAAUCUUAAACUCUAGGGCAAUAUUACUAUUUCAGAAAAUGUGAUAUACCUGAGCCUGUUUUGUUAUCUUUUUUUACUAUGUGUAUAUGAACUAAGUUCUUGCAACUUUAUGGACACUAUGCUUUCUGUUCUUAGAUAUAUUUGGAAAAAUCACAGGUAUUUUACAAAGCCAAAAUGAGGAAAAAGUCCUCUACAUUGCCUCUUCUCAAUAUUGUGCCUUACCAAGUUGAGUUUUCCUGUUUUUAAGUGUAGAUGAUACUGAGCAGAAUGUUUCACUUGAAAAUGUGGUGAGUUGGGUGGUGUGAAAUAAAUUUCAACCUGUAUGUA